CUGACAAAUGCACAUAACCUCUUCAUUCAGUUGGUUUCAAUGGCAAGUUGCUGAGUAAUGGGGUUCUGAUGGGGGAGGGGUCACUGAUUCUUUACCUGGUCAGGUAUAAAAGGAAAGGGUUAAACCAUGUAGGUACACAGUUCAGGAGCAACACAGCACCUCUACAGCCAGCAUGACCAACACCGGCAUGAACAUGAGGGGCAAGAUCACCUUCUAUGAGGAGAAGAACUUCCAGGGCCGCUCCUAUGAGUGCAUGAGCGACUGCUCUGACAUGACCUCCUACCUGAGCAGGUGCCAGUCCUGCAGGGUGGAGAGUGGCUGCUUCAUGGUGUACGACCGCACCAACUACAUGGGGAACCAGUACUUCAUGAAGAGGGGCGAGUACUCCGACUUCCAGAACAUGCUGGGCAUGAGGGACUGCAUCAGGUCUUGCCGUAUGAUCCCUAUGCACAGAGGACAGUUCAGGAUGAAGGUCUACGAGAGGGAGAACUUCGGUGGUCAGAGCCACGAGCUGAUGGAGGACUGCGACAACAUCAUGGACCGUUACCGCAUGAACGACGUCCAGUCCUGCAACGUGAUGGAGGGCCACUGGCUGAUGUACGAGCAGCCCCAGUACAGAGGCAAGCAGAUGUACAUGAGGCCCGGAGAGUACAGGAGCUUCAGGGACAUGGGCAUGAGCGGUAUGAGGUUCAUGAGCAUGAGGCGCAUCAUGGAUUCCUGCAACUAA
Molecule: messenger RNA, 727 nt
Organism: Cyclopterus lumpus (lumpfish)
Lineage: Eukaryota; Metazoa; Chordata; Actinopteri; Perciformes; Cyclopteridae
Product: gamma-crystallin M3-like
Exons: 3
Coding region: 173-727 (184 amino acids)
Biological process (GO): lens development in camera-type eye; visual perception
Molecular function (GO): structural constituent of eye lens
Source: RefSeq, a predicted model, not a curated record